Messenger RNA from Caenorhabditis briggsae, 996 nucleotides. It is a transcript of the gene Cbr-npr-15, whose product is annotated as Protein CBR-NPR-15. Gene Ontology annotation, cellular component: membrane. The coding region runs from base 1 to 996 and encodes 331 amino acids. The record is from RefSeq and is a predicted model, not a curated record. Gene Ontology annotation, biological process: G protein-coupled receptor signaling pathway. NCBI's taxonomy places the organism in Eukaryota, Metazoa, Nematoda, Chromadorea, Rhabditida, Rhabditidae. Gene Ontology annotation, molecular function: G protein-coupled receptor activity. The transcript is spliced from 7 exons.
AUGACGGUGGUGGCACCCAUCCCGUUCGCGGUGCUGUUUAGCAUUCUCACUGUCGUCGGAAUAAUCGGAAACGUAUUUGUGAUCUACGCGAUCGCUGGUGAUCGUAAUAUGAGAAAGUCUGUGAUGAAUAUUCUCUUGCUCAAUCUGGCAGUUGCCGAUCUUGCGAAUCUCAUCUUCACGAUUCCCGAAUGGAUUUCUCCAGUAUUUUUCGAUACUUAUGGCUGGUUGUUGCCUUCAUUCAUGUGUCCAGUGUGUAGAUAUCUCGAAUGUGUCUUCUUGUUUGCAUCUAUUUCAACUCAAACAAUUGUUUGCAUUGAAAGAUACAUCGCAAUCUGCCUUCCGAUUCAUGCUCGUCACUUGUGCUCUCGUCGUAACGCUCUGAUUACUGUAGCUGUCUCGUGGAUAAUCGUGUGCUGUUUUGCUGCGCCGUACGCUGUCUACCACACCGUCAAAACAACAACUUGUUCCAACACCGCCGGUAAAUCCAUGUGGUGGCAGGCAUACAAAUGGAGCGAAUUCCUCUCCUUCUACUUGAGCCCAUGCUUCAUCAUCAUCGUCGUCUACACAAAAGUAUCCAGAUGCCUCUGGUGCAAAGAUCCAACUCUUCAGAAUGAAACUCGAUCCUGCUUGGAAAACAAAAUGUCAAUUCGUGGUGCCGAAGCUCUUCGUACGAGAAGAAACGUCGUCAAAAUGCUGAUCGCCUGUGUCGCUGUUUAUUUCCUUUGCUAUUCGCCAAUACAGUUCAUGUUUUUAUCAAAAGCAAUCUUGAACGUCUCCAUUCAUCCGGCAUACGAAUAUAUACUAAUACUAAACGCUCUUGCCAUGACUUGCUCCGCGAGCAAUCCUCUUCUGUAUACACUUUUCUCAACUAAAUUCCGCAGAAGGUUACGUGAUGUCUUUUCCUGCAACAAGCCUGAUGUGGAAAACGAAACGAAAAAGACCUAUCUAUCGAUCAAUAACACUUCAAUCACCGGUCCACGGGCUAGUUUCAAUUGA